Molecule: messenger RNA, 2707 nt
Organism: Penaeus vannamei (Pacific white shrimp)
Lineage: Eukaryota; Metazoa; Arthropoda; Malacostraca; Decapoda; Penaeidae
Source: RefSeq, a predicted model, not a curated record
AUGCUUGGCGCCGACUUCAAGCUCACGGAGGAUUUGAGACCGUGGCUCAUCGAGAUCAACUCCUCCCCUUGCAUGGCGUCCACCACGAGCGUCACCAAGAGGAUGUGCGCGCAGUGUCUCCAGGAUGUUAUUAAAGUCGUGGUGGACUACAAGCACAACAAAACAGCUGACACGGGGCAGUUCGAGCUGGCCUACAGAGACAGCGAACGAUCAGUGCCGAACCCACCUUACCUUGGAGUCAAUCUGCAGGUGGUGGGGCGCCAGAUCAAGAAGGGCCCCGUGAAGAUCGAGAAGCGGAAGCCGAAGAAGGCGCGGCCGGCGGAGCGCCUGGUGAAGCCCCUGCCCCUCAUCACGCUGUCCCUGGAGGAGGGCGCCCACUACGGCCCCCGCGAGCACGCCCUUCCGCACCACCACCCCCACCCGCGGGAGACCCCGGGGGCGUUCGCGCGGCGCUGCUACCUCCUCGACUGCCGCAGGUACGCGGCCGGGGGCGCGGGGGGCUCGGCGACGCCCGGCGGCCCCGGGAGCGCCCCCGUCCUGGCGCCGAUCGGGUCCGAGGAGGAGUCGGGCGAGCGCGGCACGAGCGCCGACAGCUCCGUGUCGGUCAUCGUCAACUGCGAGACGCCGCCGCCCGCGCCCCUGCCGCCGCCGCCGCUGCCCCCCGACGAGGACGGGCGGCGGGCGGCCAGGGAGAAGGGCGAGGACAGCGCCGCCGAGGACGCGUCGGCCGAGGGAUCCAGCUCCUCCUGGAGCUCCAUUUCCAGGUCCGAGAGCGAAGCCACGAGCGCCUCGCGACCCAGCUCCUGCGACUCGUGACCUGCCCCGAGGUAGGGCGGAGGCGGUCGGGAUGCGCCCGAGGUCGUCGGGGGCCGAAGGAGUUCGUCGGGGCCCGUCGUAGGUUGUCGGAAUUCGUCGGGGAUCGUCGGAAGCUGUCGGAAUUCGUUGGAGCUCGUUGGAGACUCGGUGAUCGUCGGAAUUCGUCAUCGGAGAUCACUGAUGAUCGUCGAAAGCCUUUGAAAAGUACUGAAGGUCGUCAAGGGUCAUCUCAUCCCGUCGACUGACUCCCACAGGCCAUCGAAGGUCAAAACAAGAGGUUAUCAUCCUUGGCUGUGACCUCAAGGAAUGACUGAACCGAACGAACUCUCUGAAAAGAGAGAAAGGGGAAAGAGGAGAAGAGGAACUCAAAAAAAAAAAAAAAAAAGAAAAGAAGAAGAGGAAUUACGAAGAGAGAAGAAGGGAACUACGAAUGGAAGACAUAACUGCCAUUUAGUGAUAACUAGUCAAACACAACACGAUAUUAGCUAAUUAGACUUCUUUUUAUCCUUGUAUAAAGACUAAUAGAUGAGUAAGGUCGUUUUGUAUUGUCUAUUCCUGACAUUAAUUUAAGGAAGAUCCUACGUUAUGCGUGAUAAAUGCGGUAUAACCGUUUUUUUCCCUUUUGCUAGAAUGGAUUCUGAAAACUGCAAGUGGGUGAAAGUGUGAUUCGAUAUUUGAAUUUAUCUAUUCCCACUAUAAAAUGAUUAUGGCCAAUCAGAUGAGGUAAUAGAUGUUAUUGGACGCAGUGUUAGUUGAUAUGUUGAUUGCGGUAACAUAUCUGCUCUUAAUGAACGCAGUCUAAUAGCAUAUUUAGAAGUGGGUGAUAAUAAAGGAAGCAUUUUAUUGGAUGGCAACAUGGUCGGCACGAUUGCUUGUUUCUCUAGUUUAAAAGAAUUAAUACGCUGAUAUUGGUUGUCAGAUGGUUGAAACUGCAACGUUGUAGGAGCGGAAUAUCGACCAUGUCUGUAUUUCGCGUUCAUUCAUAACAGAUGGUUAAAAUCUUCAGCGAGAAUUCAGAUGUUCUCAAACGCAUUAUAAAUGUUAUUGUUUCAAUGUGAUGAACAAUGAAGGAAAAAUAUUAUCAUAACUACAACACUGUCGUAAAUUCUGUAAUCAAAUAAGGGUUGUAAUUAUCUGUGGCUGUCAUGUGAGGUGUAUCGUAUCAAAUUUAUUAAAAUUUCAAGGAAUAAAAUCAUUGCUGUACCAUGGAACAGGAGAAUGUUUAUGAUGAAUAUUGUAAACAAAUGCGAUUGCAUAUUACCCACAUUACCAUGGUAACGUGUGGCAGGAUGUUUAGGGAAAAUUUCGAAAUAUAAACGCAAAAACACAUAUGUUCGUAUGUUUGCACUGUGAAUCCAUCUUUCGCAUAUAUUCAGUUGAUGAAUUAUAAAUAGAGAAAAUUUUAAAAGAUGCACAUUUGAUGAAUGCAUUUAUUAGCCUGUUUUUUGAAAUGUAUAAUCGUUCCUAUUUUUUCUGCUUUAUCAGCUGUUCUUUGAAGGGAAAUUAAAAUUACGAAAAUGGAAAAUCGCUUUUUGUGCAUUCAAUUUACUCGCUUUUGGUUGCAGGAAAUGUCUGUGAUGAGAAUGGUCUUGCGUCCAAGGUGUUCUCUGGAGUAACGAAAUUGCAAGAAAAAUUCAAAAGUUCUUUUUUCUUUUUAAUAUGUGGAAGCUUAUUCCAACGGGUGAUUUUCAUUUAACUUUUUCUUUGUUUUUAGCUUAUUCUGAACUGAAGCAUUUUCACUCUGUAAGUAUUCUCUGCUUGAAAGUAUCUUGGAGUAAGAUAUCUUUGUACUGAUUAAAGAAAAAACGAAAUUUUUCCUAGAAUUAUUACUAUACUGUUCAAGAAGAAAGAGUAAUGAGAAAGAAGAGAAGAAGUAAAGAGGGAUGAGAAA